AUGUCUGUUUCUGAAGUCAUUGACCGGCCGGUCAUGCCAAUGGGUCACAUCAACCCGGAUGUCCCACCCUUGACCGAGAAGCAGAACACCUUCAAUCCAUCUAACGUCCGUUCGCGUGAUGGCAGCACAGAUGAGUCGGAGCCUGAGGCCCUGGACGAGAAGACUGGACCUAGCUAUGUUGGCGAGAUGGAAGAGACCGAGAUGCACGAAGAACCCACAGUCGAUCCAUUCGUGCCGUUCGACGAUCUGCCGGACGAAAACCAUCGCAUCGUCACCGUUCGAGCAAUGCUGGUCGGCUGUAUCUGCGGUGCUCUGGUGAACGCUUCCAACCUCUACCUAGGUCUCAAGACUGGCUGGACGUUUAGUGCUUCGCUAUUUGGGGCCAUCGUCGGCUUCGGUGUCCUCAAGUCGCUGUCUCGUGCCCUGCCGGAGAAAUUUCCCAUCUUUGGCGGAUCUUUCGGUCCACGUGAGAACAACAUCGUGCAGACUGCAGCGACGGCGGCCGGAGGACUGUCGAGUGUUUUCAUCUCUGGCAUACCUGCUUUGUACCAACUCAACUUGCUCAGCACACCCAGGGAAGACUUUGGCCGUCUCAUCUCGCUUACCGUGGUCGGAGGCUACUUUGGCUUCCUGUUUGCCACGCCCCUUCGCAAAUUCUUCAUCAUCUACGUUGCACGAGAGCUCAAGCUCAUCUUCCCCACACCAUCAGCUACCGCCAUGACGAUCCGCAGUAUGCAUGCUGCUGCGACAGGUGAGCUAAUCGCCAAGAUGAAGCUUAAGGCGCUCGGAAUUGCAUUUUCAGCUGCAUUCGUCCUCCGGGUUGUGUCACAGUACGCUACGGGUCUACUCUGGGAUUGGCACAUCUUUACCUGGAUCUACAUCUGGUCGGGUCAUCACGACCUAGCACUUGCCGUAGAGAACUGGGGCUGGUAUAUCGAGUGGACUCCGGCUUUCAUCGGAAUUGGUGUACUCGUUGGCCUGAACACGGCCAUAUCGUUCUUUGCCGGGUCUGUGCUUGCCUGGGGUAUCAUCGGGCCAGCACUUGUCCAUAACGGUAUGGCCUUCGGUCAGACUGUCUACAGUGCAAAGAGUCCGAUGCACGAGCACUGGUCCGGCGUCGUCAGCUUUUCGGGUAUGGCUGGCAAAGCCGCGGCAAAGGCCACCCCCUCGCCUCGCUUUUGGCUGCUAUGGCCAGGUGUCCUGCUAAUGAUUGUUGUCUCCUUCACGGAGCUCGGGCUCCAGUACAAGGUCUUCUACUUUGUCGCGAAAGCCAUCUGGCGCGGUUGCUGCUCUAGUAUCAGUGCCGCGCUGCGAGCGACUGGGAAGAAGAGUGCAUUUCUCGAGAAGCAGGGUGAGCACAAGGAAGAUGCUCCUGUCAUAGAUCCGGCAGCGGAUCACGAGAUGGUCAAGCUCUGGAUGUGGCUACCACCACUCAUAGUUGUCAUCAUUUGCUCUUGUGUGGUCAUGGGAGUGCAAUUUGAGAUGCCAGUAGGCAUGAGCUUGUUAGCCAUCUUUCUGGCCUUCUUCUUCUCUAUUCUGGCAGUCCAGUGCGCUGGAGUAACGGAUAUCACACCACUCACUGCCGCCUCGAAAGCGUCGCAGAUCGUGCUUGGUGGCGCUACGAAAGGCGAGCAUUGGCCCGUUCAGCAUGCACAGCGCCUGAACCUCCUCGGCGGCUCCCUAGCCUCGAUGGGCGCUAAUCAAGCCCACGACCUGGUGGGCGACUUCCGGGUCGGGUUUCUACUCCGCACACCACCUCAGCAACAAUUCUUCGCCCAGGCUAUGGGCACACUGGUAGCAGUUUUUCUGGCACCAGCCCUGUUCAUGCUGUUUGCGAAGGCAUAUCCAUGCAUUAUCGUCCUGUCCUCCGAUCCAACAGCCAAAUGCCCAUUCAGCGCGCCUUCUGUCUCGGCAUGGCGAGCAGUCACAGUAGCGAUCACCGAUCCAGAGUUCCCCGUCCCGACAAGUUCUGGCAUCUUCAGCGUUGUCUUCUCCAUAUUCGGCGGCAUCAUGAUCGUCAUCCGCCACUACGCCUACACCGGCAAAUGGGCCAAAUACCGUAUCUACCACCCAAACAUGAUGUGCAUUGGUCUAGCCUUUGUCUUACCCCAAACAUACUACGGCACUGCCAUGAUCAUAGGGGCCGUCCCAGCAUACUUUUGGAUCAAGAAGAAUCCGAAACACUUCGAUAUCUACGGAUACGCUGUCGCCGCUGGACUGAUCGCUGGUGAGGGGAUUGGAGGUGUGAUCAACGCGAUCUUCCAGAUCGCUGGUAUUGCCGGGCCGAAUCCUUAUGGGACGCAGAUCGCUUGUCCUGCUUGGAGUUGCUGA
Recurvomyces mirabilis is the source of this 2331-nucleotide messenger RNA. RefSeq lists its product as uncharacterized. The transcript has 6 exons. NCBI's taxonomy places the organism in Eukaryota, Fungi, Ascomycota, Dothideomycetes, Mycosphaerellales, Teratosphaeriaceae. Gene Ontology annotation, molecular function: oligopeptide transmembrane transporter activity. Gene Ontology annotation, cellular component: fungal-type vacuole membrane. The record is from RefSeq and is a predicted model, not a curated record. Bases 1 to 2331 code for a protein of 776 amino acids.